UCCACAAUUUUGUUCUACUGAUCCAUUUUCCUCUCAAAGCUCGAUCAUUGAUUCCUCUCAAUUCAAUCUUCGAAAAUCCCCAAUUUGCUUUCAAUAAUCACCGAAUUACCCCUUAAACUCUCCAUCUCUACAGAAUCUCCUGCUUUUCCUCUCUCGAUCGAUGUAAUUUUCACCCAAAAUCGUUGACAAAUCAAUCCCCCAAAAGAUUAUUUUUUUCAAUUUUAGGGUUUAAAAUCUUUAACUGCAAUCAGUAUAGUUGAGUAAGAAUCUUGGAAAAUGAAGAUCGCGUAUGGUUUUUGUACAGUUUAAUGUUCAUUGUAGACCCCCAAGUUUUCGUUUUGAUCAAUUUUAGGGUUUAAAUCUGUAGCUGCAAUCGGUUUGUUUGAUUGGGUUUUGGAAAUGAAGAUCGUGUAUGUUUUUUUUACAGUUCAAUGUUCAUUGUAGAACCCCCCCCCCCCCCCCACACACACACAAGUUUUCGUUUUGAUCAGUUUAGGGUUCAAUCUUUAGCUGCAAUCGGUUUGGUUGAUUAGGAUUUUGGAAAUGAAGAUUUUUUUCGUCUAACAUCAGUUCAGUAUUCAUUGUAGAACCCCCAAGUUCUUGUUUUGAUCAAUUUAGGCUGCAAUCAGUUUGGUUGAUUAGUAUUUUGGAAAUGAAGAUUUUUCGUCUAGCAUGUGAUAGAUUUUUGUGAUUUUUGUAAACUUCUGUAUUCAUUUUAGAAGCCCCAAGUUUUUGUUUUGAUCAAUUUAGGGUUCAGUUUUUAGCUUUGAUCAGUUCAGUGGAUUAGGAAUUAGUGGAAAUGAAGAUAGUGGAAUUGGAUGACUCGUUAAUGGAUGGUGAUGGUAAGUGUGUGAACACUGAGAGACGGGUGAUUGUAGGAGUGGAUGCUAAGAGAGCGUUGGUUGGAGCCGGGGCUCGGAUCCUCUUCUAUCCGACCCUUUUGUACAAUGUUUUUCGCAACAAAAUUCAGUCAGAGUUCAGAUGGUGGGAUCAAAUUGAUCAGUUUCUCCUCCUUGGAGCAGUUCCAUUUCCUUCGGAUGUCCCUCGGUUGAAGCAGCUUGGCGUUGGUGGUGUAAUAACGCUGAAUGAACCUUAUGAAACUUUGGUACCAUCAUCAUUGUACCAUGCGCAUGGGAUAGACCAUCUCGUUAUUCCAACCAGAGAUUAUCUCUUUGCACCCUCUUUCGUGGAUAUAAACCGAGCAGUAGAUUUUAUUCACAGGAAUGCAUCCAGUGGCCUGACUACUUAUGUGCAUUGCAAAGCUGGAAGGGGAAGGAGCACAACGGUGGUGCUUUGCUAUUUGGUCGAAUAUAAGCACAUGACUCCUGCUGCAGCGCUGGAAUUUGUCCGCUCCAGAAGACCUAGAGUUUUAUUGGCUCCUUCUCAAUGGAAGGCUGUUCAAGAAUUCAAGCAGCAGCGAGUGGCAUCUUCUCCACUCUCUAGUGAUGCUGUGUUGAUCACUAAAGCAGAUCUUGAAGGUUAUCAUUCUUCUUCUGACAAUAGUCGUGGUAAGGAGCUAGCCCUUGUGCACCGGAUCGCAAGAACACAGCCAAUGAUAGCUCGAUUAUCCUGCCUCUUUGCGUCACUGAAAGUAUCAGGUGGCCAUGGAUCCGUUACCAGGCAACUGACCGAGGCACGUGCCUGCUAACUGCUGCACACUCAUUAGAAGAGCUUCCUUGUAAAGAGGACUGCUUAAAUAAGUUCACAGGAGCUUUAUAUCUUUGAAUCUGUGCUCAAGUUUAACAUCAAGGGAUUAUGAAAUAUGAAUAGAUAAAAAAACAGUUGAAGAGUCCAACAUUGUAUAAACAUGUGCAGUGUGUAUGAUUUUUGGUUUCAUUUGUAAAUAUUUGGGUCAUGAUUAUUUCUUCCGCUUCAA
This is a messenger RNA of Solanum dulcamara, 1876 nucleotides long. Its product is annotated as phosphatidylglycerophosphate phosphatase PTPMT2-like. The coding region runs from base 800 to 1648 and encodes 282 amino acids. NCBI's taxonomy places the organism in Eukaryota, Viridiplantae, Streptophyta, Magnoliopsida, Solanales, Solanaceae. Gene Ontology annotation, biological process: protein dephosphorylation. The record is from RefSeq and is a predicted model, not a curated record. The transcript is spliced from 6 exons. Gene Ontology annotation, molecular function: protein tyrosine/serine/threonine phosphatase activity; phosphatidylinositol-4,5-bisphosphate 5-phosphatase activity.